Molecule: messenger RNA, 3405 nt
Organism: Cuscuta epithymum
Lineage: Eukaryota; Viridiplantae; Streptophyta; Magnoliopsida; Solanales; Convolvulaceae
Source: the annotation of a GenBank genome assembly
CUUUGUUCGAGGAGAGAGAGCUUAUCAUCCAAAAAUCGAUCUGGAACGAGCAGUGGUCUGUGAAUUCGAGCUGUGAGAGUGCUGAGACUGUUUGCUUCAUAUCUCGAGUUAUACACAUCCAAAUAAGGCGUAUAAUAUACCAAAAGAAAGCUCUCAAGACGAGGAAUCCUCGAAGGUCUGGUUUGCAUCAAUCGGAUUAGUGGAAGGCCUCCAAAUCGACCGAGCAAAACACGACCUCGCAGAAUACGUUUUUGUAUUCAAAGAAACGAGUUAACCGGGAAACACCCGUUCUAGGGGCUGUUUCCGUAUCAACGAUUAAGGGUUGAACUAGCACUUUGAGGAGGCUGUUUAACACUCAUAUUUGAGCAAGGAAUCAGUUCCAAAUCCACCUUGACCAAAGCUUUGACCAUUGGACCAAGAAGGGAAAGUUUAAAGCUCAUUUGAGGUUGAGGCUAGAGCUUGCAUCCUGUGCUCGUUGAUCGGGCGAUUCCUCGGAGAGAAGACUUGAAAUGGACCGUGGUGGCAGGAUUACUAGGAGAAACCCGACUGGCCGUGUACCAGUGGAGACUGGACUGGGCAGUCGAAGGACCUCUAGAGCAUCUGGAGGAGCUGGCCGUGGAGGCCGAUCACAGACCGUGAGCGACGGUCAUGUGAGCACUGAAAACGAGAGCUACUGGUCCUAUGAGGACUCGACCUAUCGGCCGGAAACAGAGCCGGUUGAAACCCCUUAUGAAGGGGAUGACGAUGAUGCAAGUGAUGAGGAGGACAACGGCUCCUUAGCGCGGAUUGAGGCAUUACUCCAACAAUAUCACCGUGAGCGUGAAGAGAGGAGGGAACGCCGAAGGCGCCGGGCUGGGCAACCUUCGGGCAUGGCUUCACGAGGAGGAAGUCAUGGUGUAUCUAGAGUUCAUGUGGAACCACGUGGAGGCCAAAAUGAUGGAGGUCCAACCAUAAGGAUCUCCAAAUACAUCAAAGAAGCAAGAGAUUUGGGGUGCAAACCCUUUGAUGGAGCAGGGGACAUUUCAGUGGCAGCACAAUGGAUCAAGAGGCUAAAUGAAGCAGCCCUUGACAUGCAAAUCGCGCCGAAUCUCAAACUGAGAAUUGCGGUAAGAUUGCUCGAGGGGAUGGCAUCCAAGUGGUGGGAUGGAACCAAGAACAAGUACGGUGAGACCGUCGUUUGGGAGGACUUCCAACGGGAGUUCUUUGCCCAAUACUAUUCUGAUUUCGAGGUGAAUAAGAAGGUGAGGGAAUACACCCUCCUAACCCAAGGGGGUAACAUGUCAGUGAAGGAGCUGGAGUACAAGUUCCGGGAUCUCGCCGACUACAUACCGGAGUAUGCUUGUGACGAGAACCGCAUGGUAAACCACUUUUGGGACGCUCUUGACUUGGAGAUACGUGAUAGGGCAACGCAAUUGCCUAAUAUGACUUUCGCCCAAGUGGUUGACCAAGCGUUGAAAGGGGAGAAACAGUGGGAGGAACGGAAGAAGAGAGACGCCGAGGAGGCGAAAAAGAGAAAAUGGGAGAGUCAUGGCUCCCAAGGUUCCAACAAAAAGGGGAACCAUGGAGGAGGAUCUUUCCGGGCACCACCGCCACCGUCUAGGGGGAACCAAGGCUCGAGUGGGCAAGGCUCGAGGUCACAAACCUCGGUGGUGACUCGUUGCAACAAUUGCAAGAAGAACCACUCCGGUAAAUGUCGCGACCCCCCUAGAUGCUUUCAAUGUGGGGAUGCCGGGCAUUUGAAGGCACAUUGCCCACAACUGGGCGGGGCAAGGACAUCGGGACCAAGUAAUGGCCCGACGGGUACACGGAAUCAACCCGGGGCUUCUCAAGCAAGCCGGGGACAUGGGGGAGCAAGCACGAGUAACGCGCCAUCCGUGAACCAAGGAAGGACCCAGGCUAGGGUCUACGCAAUGACGGAGGCGGAUGCUCAAGCUAACCCGGAUUCCGUUGCAGGUAUUACCUUUUGUAUACUUAUGUUUUACCCUUGAUUAUUCCAUAAAUUGAGGUUGCUAGUCGUUGGGAUCAUUGCACGAAGCUUUGGGGUCAAACGGAGCGAAAUCGGGCGAAAGACGGCUGAUUUCCGCCAACGCACACCAGGCUGGACCAUACGCACGGCCGUGCGUUGUCCGUGCGUUGGUCCGUGCGUUGGUGGCAGUAGCAACCCGGGAAGAAAUUGCUAUACGCACGGCCGUGCGUUGUCCGUGCGUUGGUCCGUGCGUUGGUGGCAGUAGCAACCGGGAAGAAAUUGCUAUACGCACGGACGUGCGUUGUCCGUGCGUUGGUCCGUGCGUUGGUGGCAGUAGCUCCGUUUUGAGGUUUUAAGACACGCACGCCGUGCGUACCUCCUAGGCACGCCGUGCGUACCUCCUGGGCAGCCCAAAGUCGACUUUUUCGCGCCGUAUUGAAACGUUAAGACCUUUUCUUGAUCCCUAACAUGCGUGUGAACAUUGUAACCUUCUAUAAAUGAGUAGGGAGGGUAGGAAAAAUGUCUUACAUGGUUCAUGAAUGUAGGGACGCUAAAGAUUAAUGGGAAGGAUGCGCGAAUCCUUAUCGAUACCGGGGCGCAACGUUCAUUUGUGAAUGAAGCGUUCGCCAAGAGGUUGGGGGUGCAAUCCGCACCAUUGAUGCAAACCUUAGUGGUAUCAACACCACUAGGAGAUGACGUGGAAAGAACUUGUUAUUAUCCAUCUUGUGGGGUGGAGGUUAAUGGUCAAACCUUGACGUGUGACUUCGUACCGCUGGGCAUGAUUGAAUUCGAUGCAAUCCUAGGGAUGGAUUGGCUAGAAAGGAACCAUGCUAGGGUAGAUUGCUACACGAAGGUUCUUGAACUCGAAGGCAAUGAUGGGGAGACCCUACGCUUCGAGGGCGAUCGAGGGAGAUCAAAUAGCUGUAUCAUAUCCGCCGUGAGAGCGAUAAGUAUGAUGAGAAAGGGAUGUCACGCAUAUCUAGCAUACGUGGUUGACAAAACCAAAGAGGAAACGAACAUCGAUGAUGUGAGGGUGGUUUGUAAGUAUCCGGAUGUCUUCCCUAAAGACCUACCGGGGCUGCCACCUGACAGGGAGAUUGAAUUUGUGAUCGAGGUCGAGCCUGGUACCAAACCAAUCUCCAUACCGCCAUACCGUAUGGCACCCGCUGAACUUAACGAGUUGAAAACCCAAUUGCAAGAGCUUUUGGAUAACGGUUUCAUUAGACCAAGCCACUCCCCGUGGGGAGCACCAGUUCUUUUUGUGAAAAAGAAAGAUGGGACACUUCGAAUGUGUAUUGACUAUCGUCAACUGAACAAGGUCACAAUCAAGAAUAGGUAUCCUUUGCCUAGAAUUGAUGACUUGUUUGACCAACUACGAGGGGCAACCGUGUUUUCGAAGAUUGACUUGAGGUCGGGGUACCAUCAAUUGAAGAUUAAGG